This is a messenger RNA of Rotaria socialis, 435 nucleotides long. The record is from the annotation of a GenBank genome assembly. Lineage: Eukaryota; Metazoa; Rotifera; Eurotatoria; Philodinida; Philodinidae.
AUGCCAUCAAGCGAUGCCGAUCAAACAUCUACAAUUUCAUUCCUUAUUAGUAAUAAGAAAACACGUCUUCUUGUCAUUGAUGGUUAUAUUUAUCAGCAAAACAAAUCCACUGCGAAAGUCAGUUAUUGGUUAUGUGAGAUCGAAUUGUGUAAUGCUGGUGUUUACCUAAAUUCUGAUGAUCAAUUUCUUAAAUACGCAGAAAAUCCUCAUACCCAUAUACCGGUACCUGAACGAUUAGAGAUUUCUCAAGAUGUUGACAAAUUCAAUUUAUCUCCAUGUUCAUUUUAUAAUUCUAAUAUUCAUGAUAAUCAACAACACUCGUCAACUACUGAACAUGGAACUUAUAGUUGCAAUAAGCCGAAGAUUAUAAAGAAAUCAACUUCAACGUGUGCUCGUAAAUAUGUUUCCGCUUCGAAAAAACAACCAGAAACUUAA